Molecule: messenger RNA, 864 nt
Organism: Emiliania huxleyi CCMP1516
Lineage: Eukaryota; Haptophyta; Isochrysidales; Noelaerhabdaceae
Exons: 4
Coding region: 1-864 (287 amino acids)
Molecular function (GO): protein binding
Source: RefSeq, a predicted model, not a curated record
AUGCCGAAAAAACUGGCCGAGCCCUCGGGCAGCACGCUCGAGCUUACGCUCACGAAGCCCCACGCGCUCGGCGACUGCGGUACCUGCGGUGUGACUCUCGCAGACCAGUCGGGGAAGCGGAAGAACGGUGUCUAUGCGGUGGUGAUGGGCUCCACGUUCCGCGAGCGAACAAAGCACGUGGUAGUCACCUCUGCAACGGGCGCCGCGGCGGAGGCGGGCCUGCUUGUGCACGAUGAGCUCCUCGCCUUCAACAACGAGCCCAUUGAGUCGGUGCAGCACGCCGAGGGCCUCUUUCUGUCCGCGGCGAAGGGGCAGCACUGCCUGCGAGUGCGGCGCCUCGGCGCGGCCGUCCCACUAGUGGUUGGCAAGGGUAAGCUGCUGGCAGAUUUCAACGUCUCCAUCCAGGAGGAGUCAAAGGAUCGCAAGCUCCGCUUCCACGUCAAGCGGCUCAUCACAAUUGCGGUGCUCUUCACCAUGGAGGACAGCUCCAAGGUCUUUGCCAUCGGCAACAUUGAGCAGGUGGCCGUCGCCGACGGCACAGUAGACGCGCGCCGCGCCACUGGCAGCUCCAGCGCAGAGUACCUGCGCCAGCUCUCCAUGAGUCAGCGCAGCAACGGGGUCUUCAUCAACGACCCCAAGGGCCUCUUUAUCCUCCGGUGGUACCGUGAGAGCGUGCACAAGUACUACAAGCUGACGAGCGACAACGAUGGGGAGGCCUUCCGCUGGACCAGCAACUACCAGAUCAUCAGCAAGGUGUACCUGAAGAAGCACUCCACCCUGCCUCUCUGCUAUUCUCUCAGUGCGGCAGACAAGAAGAUGGUGACGUCCACCAUGAAAAAGAUGGUGGGACCGGAGGCAGAGUAG